Messenger RNA from Pediculus humanus corporis (human body louse), 870 nucleotides. RefSeq lists its product as uncharacterized. The record is from RefSeq and is a predicted model, not a curated record. Gene Ontology annotation, biological process: protein folding in endoplasmic reticulum. Gene Ontology annotation, molecular function: protein binding. The transcript has 6 exons. Gene Ontology annotation, cellular component: EMC complex. Lineage: Eukaryota; Metazoa; Arthropoda; Insecta; Psocodea; Pediculidae. The coding region runs from base 1 to 870 and encodes 289 amino acids.
AUGGAUCACGAGGAAAUAAGUUGGACGGAUGCACGAGAUUUAUUGAGACAAUGGAGAGAAGAAAAUGUAAGAAAAAGCAGAGAUAUUGUGCAUUUAUGGGAACAUGUUUUAGUACAUAAAGAGCACAAAUUGGGAGAUGAAAGAUUUAUUAUUCUAGAGCAAGUUUGUAUUGCUGCUGCAGAUGUAAAUAGAAUAGAUUUAAUAGAUCAAUGUUUAAUUAGUUUGCAUAAUGAAUUUCCAGGAAGUUUAAGAGUUAAAAGAUUACAAGUUUUGAAACUGGAAUUAAGCGAAAAAUAUGAUGAGGCAUUAAAAUUUUUGGAUGAAUUAUGUAAAAUUGAUGAAACCAAUCCGGCUCCGAGAAAAAAACGAGUGGCAAUUUUUAAAAGCAAAGGAAAUAUACACGAAGCUAUUAGGGAAUUAACGGAAUAUUUAAAAAAGUUCAUGAGCGACGAAGAAGCAUGGCAAGAAUUAAGCGAAUUAUAUUUGUUGGAACAAGAUUAUGCGAAGGCAGCUUUUUGCAUAGAGGAAGUUAUUUUAAUUAAUCCUCAUAAUCAUCUUUAUCACCAAAGAUUUGCCGAUAUAAAAUAUACACAGGGAGGAUAUGAUAAUUUGGAAAUUGCAAGAUCGCAUUAUUGCCUAGCAAUUAAACUUAGUCCGAAUAAUAUAAGAGCUUUAUACGGACUUUUUUUGUGUGCUGCUAACAUAGCUGUGAAUCAAAAAACACAAUCUCAAAAGAAAAAAGAAUCGAGUAAAUUGGCAGCUUGGGCUUUGAAACAAUUACAAGGAAAAUAUUCGGAAAUGAGUUCUUUGAAAAAUUGCGUGAGUUCUUUGGAAGGUCUUAUGACUAAUCUUCAAAUAACAUCUCCUUAA